Messenger RNA from Cuscuta campestris, 3298 nucleotides. The record is from the annotation of a GenBank genome assembly. NCBI's taxonomy places the organism in Eukaryota, Viridiplantae, Streptophyta, Magnoliopsida, Solanales, Convolvulaceae.
CUUAAGAAAGAUUAUUUUGUAAAUUCUACGGAACCCUCAGACUAAGAUGCCCCAUUUUUUAUUUCUACCACUCUUAGCUGUAAGCCCCAUAAGAAGAAUAAAAAAAAGUAUACUCAGAUCACCUACUCAUCAAAGGCGUGGUAUCGUUAAAGAGUUAAUUCAGUAAAUGUUUUGAAGAUCUCACGUUUCUUUCAUCCAUUGAAGCAAAAUCAUCACCAAAGAUUCUUGUCCACAAAAGGAUCAUGGAGGCUAGACUACGAUCCGCGGAUGAUGUACACAAAAGAAAGCUGCAGAAAAUCAAAAUCGAAGUAGUCAAGCCUGUCCAACAGCCCUUUCAUGAAAAGAGUACAAGGUUGAAGCUGCAUCCCCUCAAACUUAUGCUGUUUGUGUUGGUAACUGCUACAUUCCUCAUUCUUCUGUCCACCCCAAAUGGUUGUCGCCGAAACAAUUCGUCCCAACCUUCUAGUAAGCCUCAUUUGGUGGACAGGUGGUGGGUUUGGGGUGUUUCAGACCCCAGGUACGCAUCAGACACGGUUGUUAACUGGGAUGAUGUGUCUGUAGUUGUUAAUGGGUUAGCAGAAAACAAGAAAAUCCAAACAACUGGUCUCCUCAACUUUGAUGAGGUGGAGAUCAGGCAAUGGAGAAAGAUGGUUCCCGAAGCCAACCACAUUGUCCUGCAUCUUGAUCACGCAGAACAGAAUGUGACUUGGGAGUCGUUGUAUCCCGAAUGGAUCGAUGAGGAACAACUUUAUGCAACUCCCAGCUGUCCUUCUAUACCAAAGCUUGACGUGCCUAGAAAACCAAUCGACCUGAUUGUGGUUAAGCUCCCUUGCAAUGGGAAUUGGACCAGAGAUGUCGCUAGGCUACACCUGCAGCUCUCAGCUGCGUCUUUAGCAGCCUCAGCUAAAGGCACCCGUCCGGUGCACUUGCUUUUAAUCACCCGAUGUUUCCCCUUACCAAAUUUGUUCACUUGUCGCGAGCUCGUUGCGCGCAAAGGUAGUGUGUGGCUAUACAAACCAAACUUGAAUGUCCUGAGACAAAAGCUGCAGCUCCCAAUAGGAUCCUGUGAAUUGGCCCUGCCAUUUGGAUCCAAAGGAGAAUCAGGCAAGCCAGAGCGUGAGGCGUAUGCAACGGUUCUACAUUCUGCUUACGUUUACGUGUGUGGAGCCAUAGCAGCAGCGCAGAGCAUCAGAAUGGCAGGAUCAACCAGAGACCUGGUGAUUCUUGUUGAUAACACCAUUAGCGAAUACCAUAGGAGUGGACUAGCAGCUGCAGGAUGGCAGGUGCGCACAAUCGAGAGAAUAAGGAACCCUAAAGCCGAGAAAGAUGCAUACAAUGAAUGGAACUACAGCAAGUUUAGGUUAUGGCAACUCACUGAUUACGACAAGAUCAUCUUCAUAGAUGCCGAUCUCCUCAUCCUCAGAAACCUAGAUUUUCUCUUCAGGAUGCCGGAAAUUUCUGCAACAGGGAACAAUGGAACCCUCUUUAACUCUGGGGUGAUGGUGAUCGAGCCUUCCAAUUGCACAUUCAACCUCCUCAUGGAUCACAUCAAUGAAAUCGAAUCCUACAAUGGAGGAGAUCAAGGGUAUUUGAACGAAAUAUUUACUUGGUGGCAUCGCAUUCCGAAACACAUGAAUUUCUUGAAGCAUUUCUGGAUCGGCGAUGAGGCAAAGGUGAAGCAAAGGAAAACGGAUCUGUUCGCCGCAGAGCCGGCAGUCCUAUACGCCAUCCAUUACUUGGGAUAUAAGCCGUGGCUGUGUUACCGCGAUUACGAUUGCAAUUGGAAUGUAGACAUACUACAGGAGUUCGCGAGCGACGCAGCGCACGGUAAGUGGUGGAGAGUGCACGAUAGCAUGGAGGCGGAGCUGCAGGAGUUGUGCCUGCUAAAAUCGAAGCAGAAGGCCCAGUUGGAGUGGGACAGGCGGCAGGCGGCGGCGGCGAAGUACAGUGACGGCCACUGGCAAAUCGAGAUUCGGGAUCAGCGGCAGAAGAGGUGUACAGAUAGACUGUGUGAUUGGAAGGAUUGGGUCGUGGAUAACCGCUACCCGUUGUACAAUGCAUCCGAAUGCCCUUUUGUGGAGCAAGGGUUUAACUGUUUGGCAAAUGGCCGACCCGAUAGAGACUACGUGAAGUUGAGAUGGAAGCCCGAGAGAUGUGAUGUUCCGAGAUUCAAUGUGGAUGGUGCCUUGGAAAUGCUCCGGAACAAAAGGGUUGUUUUCGUGGGUGACUCGAUGGGUAGAACACAAUGGGAAUCUUUGAUAUGUUUGCUGAUGACGGGGGUGAGGGACAAGACUAGUGUUUUUGAAGUUAAUGGGAAUGCUAUAACGAAGCAAAUCUGGUUUUUAGGGGUGAGGUUUGGUUCCUUUAACUUCAGUGUAGAGUUUUACAGAUCAGUUUAUCUUGUGCAACACAGUUGGUCGGCUAAACGUGCACCCAAGAGAGUUAGGUCAACACUUCGACUGGACAGGUUGGAUGAUAUUAGCGCUGAGUGGAGUAAUGCAGACAUACUGGUUUUCAAUUCCGGACAGUGGUGGGUGCCGGGAAAGCUUUUCGGAACAGGGUGCUAUUUUCAAGUUGGUCAUACACUCAAACUUGGAAUGUCAAUACCGAUGGCUUUCAGAACCGCUCUACAAACAUGGGCGUCCUGGGUUGAUGCCACCAUUAACCCGAAUAGAACAAGCGUAUUUUUCAGAACAUAUGAACCAUCUCAUUGGAGGAAUCUAACACUGCGUGAAUGUGACGUGCCAAACCAACCUCUUUCAGAGGCCAUAGGAGAAGGAAACAAUUCAUUCUCAGAUGCAAUAUUCGAUGUUGUUAAAAGGAUGACCGUCCCUGUUACUGUCCUGCAUAUCACUCCCAUGUCUGCAUUUAGGAGUGAUGCCCAUGUGGGCACUUGGAGCGACAAUCCCUCACUAUCUGACUGUAGCCACUGGUGUCUACCUGGAGUGCCUGAUGUGUGGAAUGAGAUACUACUUUCUUAUCUUCAUGCAACAUACACAUCUACACUUUCUCAAAGAGCGAGGAGCAAUUCUACAAUUACAAGUUGCUCACGAUGAAGGGGAAACAUGAUUUUCCAUUGCAUGGAAAUGAAAUGGUACGUACGGAAAAGAAAUUUUUCGGUGCAAGCUAAAGUACGUACGGAGGACGGGUUUGAGAGUGUGGUUUUUCAUUAUGUAAAAUGAGCAUUUUUGGAUCAAACAAGGCUUGCUUUGAUUGAAAUGUAAGAUCCGGAGACGGGAACUGUGGAAUCAAGAAAUUGAAAUCUUGAAUGUAUUAAAAUUAAACUACCUGAAUUCGG